CUCUGACGUCACUGUGUGGGUGUCGGGUGAGAGGAGGCGCUCGCGCACAAGCCAGUGCAGUUGUGUGGCGCUGAUCUCACUUCUCUCUCCGCUGAUGGAGUGAAAAACAGCCCUCACAGCCGCCUCUCUCACCGUCUCCUCAAAACACACUCCCGGAACCGAGACAUGACUCCGUCCCCGUGGCAUUAAACUGCUCAGAGGAACUACAUGCGAUACCUGCCACAUGUCGUGUACGGGUCUGAAACGAACGCUGGAGCCGGAGGAUAAGGACGAGCCUGAUACCCAGCCCAAGAUGGCAGCCGUAUGGGCAGAGUCUUCCACAGCGUACUCGUGGCAGAGGCAGAUGGUCCUGCAGCUCUCGCUUCAGAAACUGUGCCACGUUCCCUCUCUGGGCCGCCGUGUCCUCAUUACUAACACACUCCGGCUCAUUCAGGAGGAGAUCAGCCACCAGGAGGCGCCGCGCCCGAGCCCCCCAGCCGAGGACAGCCAGAUAUUUUUUAAACAGCAACAAGCACUUGAUGUCAGUUUAACCCCGGCGUGGGUUCUAGAGCAGGACGGUGAGCCGGAUUUCUCUCCAGACUCUUUCAUUUCACCAAAGGAUGGGUUCGCCUCUUCCUCAUCCUCUCUCUUGGAACUGGACGCAAACAGAAUCGAAAAAGAAACUCCAACGCAGACCAUCUGCCUUGAGUCUCACUUGGACUUCGCCCAGCCCACCUUAAGCCACACCCCCUCACCAAUAAACCCCUCCUUCCCCUCGUCAUGCCCGAUGUUCCUCCCAGACCCCUCGCUGGAUGAUUUCCUCCUCUCAGACCUUGACAACUACCUGUGCGACUUGAAACCCUGCACCUUGAACCUGAGUCCCAGCCUGGGCUCGCAGUCAAAGGUCGUCUCCAUGGUGACGGACGACCUCAUGAGGAGCUUGACGAACCAGCCGUUCAAAACGGACCUGAACGAACUGGAGCACAUUAUGGAAGUGCUGGUCGGAUCAUGAGGCCAAAAAUAAAAAAAUAAGAAUUGUCUACUAAAUAUGUCAUUAAAUUGCAAUUCUUUUAAAAAGAAUUGUUCAAAGUAAGUCAGGGAGUCUGGGGUUAGCUUAUAUUAAAUGUCUUUAAAAGCGUAAGGUGAAUUGUGUUACUGCAGUGUUGUGAAUUUCGGGCUGUAGCCCGACCCAGUGGCCCUGGAAACGAUUGUAUAUUUAUUUGCGCAACAUGCAUGUAUUUAUUAUAUUGCAGUCAAUACAGGGGAUGUAAUAUAUGUGAGAUUUUCCAGCUCUAUUUUUGUUUUAAUAGAUUUUACACUUUUAUAGAUAUGAAGGUACACUAUUUUGCUACUGAAAUGAUUUUGAAAUAAAGGUGAUGGUUUUGUAGA
This is a messenger RNA of Pangasianodon hypophthalmus (striped catfish), 1368 nucleotides long. It is a transcript of the gene sertad2a, whose product is annotated as SERTA domain containing 2a. The coding region runs from base 224 to 991 and encodes 255 amino acids. Lineage: Eukaryota; Metazoa; Chordata; Actinopteri; Siluriformes; Pangasiidae. The transcript has 2 exons. Gene Ontology annotation, molecular function: transcription regulator activity. The record is from RefSeq and is a predicted model, not a curated record. Gene Ontology annotation, cellular component: nucleus.